AUGCAAGUGGCAGAAGCUACUCCCCUCGACGCCCGCCCCGCCAUCGUGGCGCCGUCUCCGCGCAUCCUCGCCUUCCUCGCCUCCAAGGGCCGCCUGCCCGUGGCCAAUUCACCGCCAGGCCCGCCCUCGAUGGCGCUGGUGCCGUCGCCGCCGCGCGAGAAGUAUCCCCUCCGCGAUGAUCGGCUGCCGUGGAAGGACCCGCCCGCCGUGGCCAUCACGCCGUGCAAUCCGUGGCCGCCGCCGUAUUACCUCGAGGACGGGCUGCGCAAGGUGACGCCCUACCACUACACGUACAACACGUACUGCAAGCAGCGGUGGCGCGGCCGCGAGAUCCUCGAUAUCUUCGCCAGCGAGUUCCGCGACCGCCCCGCCGACUACUAUGAAAAGGCCAUUCUCGACGGCCGCGUCGUCGUCAACGGCCAGCCCGUCACCAGCACCAGGACGCUCAUCAAGAACGGCGACAUCAUCUCGCACACGCUGCACCGCCACGAGCCGCCCUGCACCGCCCAGCCCAUUGGCAUUGUGCACGAGGACGACGACAUGAUUGUCAUCAACAAGCCCGCCGGCAUGCCCGUCCACCCCGCCGGCCGCUACAACUUCAACUCCAUCAUCGAGAUUAUGCGCGCCGACCGCGGCUACAGUUGGAACCCCCUGCCCUGCAACCGCCUCGACCGCCUGACGAGCGGCAUCAUGUUCAUUGGCAAGCACAAGCAGGCCGCCGAGGACCUGAGCGCCCAGAUCCGCGGCCGCACCGUCAAGAAGGAGUACAUUACCCGCGUCGUCGGCGAGUUUCCCGAGGGCGAGAUUCUGUGCGAGAAGCCCAUCCUCCAGAUCAGCCCCAAGCUCGGCCUCAACCGCGUGCGCGCAAACGGCAAGGAGGCCAAGACGGUGUUCAAGCGCCUGGCCUACUACCCGCCCAAAGACGACACCAGCAGCGCCGCCGAGAAGCAGCACGGCGAUGCGGAUGCUCAGGGCCAGCCGUGGAAGAAACUCCGUGGCUACUCCAUUGUACGCUGCUUUCCCGUGACGGGCCGCACCCACCAGCUGCGCGUGCACCUCCAGUACCUCGGGCACCCCAUCUCCAAUGACCCCAUCUACGCCAACCAGCGCGUCUUUGGCUCUGAUCUCGGCCGCGGCCAGUCCGAGGACGACGACGACGAGGACAUCAUGUCGCGCCUCUCGCGCAUGGGCAAGGAAGAGGUGGCCGAUGCCGUCGCCUACCACGAUGAAAUGGUCGAUGCAUACAACAAGCGCAAGGCCGAGCGUAUGACGGGCGAAAAGUGCCCCGUCUGCGACACGGAUCUCUACAGCGACCCAGGCGUGCAUGAGCUGGGCAUCUAUCUCCACGCCAGGCGAUAUCGCUGUGAGGAGGGCAAAUGGGACUACCAGACCGGACUGCCCGAUUGGGCAUUGCCGCCGCCGGGAUACGAGGGCCCGACCGAGAGUACAGAGGAAAGCGAUCCACUGGCUGUCGACUUGAAGAAGCUCGGAUUGGACGAUGAAGUUGAAGUUAAGGACUCGAACGGAACAGCUGUAAAGGAACCGCAAGAGCCAGUAGCUGCCGCGUCUUGAUUACGACCGACGGGAUGAGCAUGACUAGACAUGUAUAGAAAAGCAUUAGUUUUAGAUACCC
Messenger RNA from Exserohilum turcica Et28A, 1633 nucleotides. RefSeq lists its product as uncharacterized. Gene Ontology annotation, molecular function: RNA binding; pseudouridine synthase activity. The transcript has 2 exons. The coding region runs from base 1 to 1572 and encodes 523 amino acids. Gene Ontology annotation, biological process: pseudouridine synthesis. The record is from RefSeq and is a predicted model, not a curated record. NCBI's taxonomy places the organism in Eukaryota, Fungi, Ascomycota, Dothideomycetes, Pleosporales, Pleosporaceae.